AUUCGUGUUUCAACAUAAAAUCCACAUCAGCGCACAACAAGGUGAUUUUGUUAGAUUAGAUUUAAUAUUUGGUAAAUAAACAUAUUUUUUACAGAACAUAGGUACUUGUACAAAUAGCCUAUAAUCCCUGCACGUUCAGGCUUUCUGUCUGCCCUCGGGGCUCCCUCACUCACAACUUCCUCCAGAGACACAGGUAUGCACAGGCAUUACGACUCCACAGACACGGCUUUUCGUUUUAUGCAGCGACCAAGCAAAAUUCUUAUUUCCUCUUUAAAAUUGUCACGUACACUUAAUCUGGACUUCAUCAAGUGGCUCAAUUCUUGGAAAAAGACAAAAGGGGUUAAAUGUUCUUUCUUAAGAAAGUAACAUGUGAUGCAGUGGGAUGAUCCAUGUGUGUCACCUGGGAAGGUGGGGUUAUUUUCUUUGCAGAGCACACAGACAACUUCCUUCAUCAGAACACAACGAUGCUUCUAAACUGAGCAAAUCAAAUGAGACAGAUUGAAAGGACUCGCUAGUGUUUUUACAUUUUGGGAGUUCAUCAGAUAAGGCAGAAUGCGGGACAUGCUGGACAGACUGCAGGCCCUUAAUGAGGAGCAGGAGGAAUAUGGGCCUGAGCUGAUUGGACCAGAGUAUGACGUAGACAAGUCGACACUGUAUCAACAGGCAGUCACGUUUGAGAACUCCUCGGACAUUGAUGAAAUCCUGACGGAGGCCCACUCAAUGCGCAAGGACAUCUCCCUGCUCCGGAUAAAGGUGGAGCGCAUGCGUGCACACAAUGAACGCUUCAGCACCACAGUGAACUGCUUCAGCCUUCUUAAAAAGGACUCUGACUCCAUGGCCAGAGAAAUCCAGCAAUUUGCAGAAUCUCUAUACGUGCGUGUGCAGGCCCUGGGUCAAAAGAGCACCCAGCUGGAGGAGAAAGAAGGUCACAACACUGCUGUCAGUCGCAUUGCCAGGGCUCAGUACGACACGCUGACCCUUGACCUCCAGGCUGCCAUGAGUGACUACGGGAAGGCAGAGGAGAUGCAGAAGGUCAUAUGUAGAGGUAGGAUCCAGAGGCAAGCCUCCAUCCUGGGGACACAAAUCAGUGAUAAGCAGCUGGAUGAGCUGGUGGACAAAGGCGGCGAGGGCUGGACAGACCUGUCCCAGAGCCUUCAGACACAAGGCGUACGCUCGACCCGCUGGGCCUUGUGCGAGAUCAAAGGCAGGCACAAGGAGCUGGUGGAGUUGGAGGCCAGGAUGAAGCAGAUUCAUACGCUGUUCAUGGACAUGGCCAUGCUAGUAGAGGAGCAGGGGUCCACUCUGAAUAACAUCGAGGCCAGCGUGUGCAAAACUGAGGAGUACAUUGAAAAUUUCAAUGUUCACAUCAAGAAGGCCAUACAGUACAAGAAGAAAAACCCCUUCCUACAGUGUUGCCCCUGCCUACCCUGCUGGAAACACAAUAAAGUUUUUUAGACUUAAUUUCACAUUGAUUCACAAAUGAUUCAAAAUGGAAAUAAACUCUACCAUAAACGCUAACGCAUGAAAAUAGUUCCGAACUGAAGGGCAGAACAAUGGUAAAAUUAUUCAUUUCGGGCAAUUAUUGGCUUUAUCUGCAGUAAUACAAGUCUUCAUGUUAUUAUAAUGACAGAGUGCAAUUACAAUGCAUGUCAGUGUGUUUAUGUGUGCAUGAAAAAAAAAUCAGUGUUCAGUCAGUGUAUUGUAUACUUCAAGCAGUUGAUUUAAAUGCAAAAUAAAUGUGGUUAUAGUGAAUUAAAUCAGUUUGUUGUCCUGAAAAUAAACUAUGUGAGUCAUGUGAGAAAAAGGAUUCUCGUGCUCUUAAGAGAUUUGGAGUAAGUGGAGUCAUGAGAGUGACAAGCAGAGUGAGGAUGCUUGACAAAUGACUGUUAGUGGUGCCACAAUAUAAGCUGAAUAAAGUCACAGAGAUGUUGGACAUAUUAGAUGAAAUAUGAUGUUUUGAUGCAGGUGUUGAUGAUGAUGAUCAUGUAUUGUGUAAACUGCUGAAAGAUGUGGAAUUUAUUUAUUUAUUUUUUUAAAAAAAGUUAUCAAGAUCUUCUGGACAGUUUGGCAAGCUGUUCAACUGAAAAACAGACCCAACAUAAUUUAAGCUAUUGUGGAAUGUAGUUUCUAACGAGAAGACAAAUUAAAGCAUGUUGUGGAUGUGGAAAAUAUAAAACUAUAUUAACAUUAAGUGGUGUCAUGAGCUUAGGG
This is a messenger RNA of Mugil cephalus (flathead mullet), 2211 nucleotides long. Its product is annotated as syntaxin-11-like. Bases 553 to 1455 code for a protein of 300 amino acids. Gene Ontology annotation, biological process: intracellular protein transport; synaptic vesicle fusion to presynaptic active zone membrane; exocytosis. Gene Ontology annotation, cellular component: synaptic vesicle; SNARE complex; plasma membrane. Gene Ontology annotation, molecular function: SNARE binding; SNAP receptor activity. The transcript is spliced from 2 exons. The record is from RefSeq and is a predicted model, not a curated record. NCBI's taxonomy places the organism in Eukaryota, Metazoa, Chordata, Actinopteri, Mugiliformes, Mugilidae.